AUGCCGGGGGCCGGGGCGCGGGCGGAGGAGGGCGGCGGUGGCGAGGGCGCGGUGCCGGGGGCCGCCGCGGAGCCUGGGGCGGGGCCGGGACGGGAGCCGGCGCGGCUAUGCGGUUACCUGCAGAAGCUGUCGGGCAAGGGCCCGCUGCGCGGGUACCGCAGCCGUUGGUUCGUGUUCGACGCGCGCCGCUGCUACCUGUACUACUUCAAGAGCCCGCAGGACGCGUUGCCCCUCGGCCACCUGGACAUCGCGGACGCCUGCUUCAGCUACCAGGGCCCCGACGAGGCGGCCGAGCCGGGCGCUGAGCCGCCCGCGCACUUCCAGGUGCACAGCGCAGGAGCCGUCACGGUGCUCAAGGCUCCUAAUCGUCAACUCAUGACUUACUGGUUACAGGAGCUUCAGCAGAAGAGAUGGGAAUAUUGCAACAGUCUCGACAUGGUCAAGCGGGACAGCAGGACCUCCCCCACUCCUGGGGAUUUUCCUAAGGGUCUUGUAGCCAGAGAUAACACAGAUUUAAUUUACCUGCACCCAAAUGCUUCUGCAGAAAAAGCCAGAAAUGUCCUAGCUGUGGAAACUGUCCCUGGAGAGCUAGUGGGAGAACAAGCUGCGAAUCAGCCAGCCCCAGGGCAUCCAAAUUCCAUUAAUUUUUACUCUCUGAAACAGUGGGGCAGUGAGCUCAAAAAUUCAAUGUCGUCUUUGCGUCCUGGGAGAGGGCAUAAUGAUAGUCGGAAGACUGUGUUUUAUACCAAUGAAGAGUGGGAACUUUUAGACCCAACCCCUAAGGACCUGGAGGAGUCAGUGGUACCGGAAGAAAAGAAAAAGCAGUCCCCUGAAGGAAACAAAGGAGUGACUGGUUCAGGAUUCCCCUUUGAUUUUGGACGUAACCCCUACAAAGGAAAGCGCCCUUUGAGAGACAUAAUUGGGUCAUACAAAAAUCGUCACAGCAGUGGUGACCCUUCAACCGAGGGAACAUCAGGCAGUGGCAGCAUCUGCAAGCUGGCCUCCGAAAUGGAGCUGCAGGUCCAGAGCCAGCAGGAAGAGCUGGAACGGUUAAAGAAAGACCUAGCCAGCCAGAAGGAGCUUGUGCGGCUGCUCCAGCAGACAGUCCGCUCAUCCCAGUAUGACAAGUACUUCACGAGCAGCCGACUCUGUGAGGGGAUCCCUAAAGACACGCUUGAGCUGCUACACCAAAAGGAUGAUCAGAUCCUGGGCCUCACCAACCAGCUGGAGAAGUUAAGCCUGGAGAAAGAGAGUCUCCAGCAGGAAGUGAGGACACUGAAGAGCAAAGUGGGUGAGCUCAACGAGCAGCUGGGGAUGCUGAUGGAGACGAUCCAAGCCAAGGACGAGGUCAUCAUCAAGCUCAGCGCCUGCGAGGGCAGCGUGUCUUCCCCCACCUCGGUGCCAGGCUCCCCCUCGGCCGCCCUAGCCAGCAGGGACCAGCUGGAGCUGGACAGGCUGAGAGAUAACCUACAGGGGUACAAAACCCAAAAUAAAUUUCUAAAUAAGGAGAUUUUGGAACUCUCAGCUUUACGAAGAAAUGCAGAAAGGAGAGAGAGGGACCUGAUGGCAAAGUAUUCUAGCCUGGAAGCCAAGCUCUGCCAGAUAGAAAGUAAAUACUUGAUAUUGCUCCAAGAAAUGAAGACACCAAUUUGCUCCGAAGAGCAGGGGCCUGCCCGGGAUGUCAUAGCCCGGUUGCUGGAGGACGCUCUGCAGGUGGAGAGCCAAGAGCAGCCGGAGCAAGCAUUCAUUAAACCUCAUCUUGUCAGUGAAUAUGAUAUUUAUGGGUUUAGGACUGUACCCGAGGAUGAUGAGGAAGAGAAGUUGGUCGCCAGGGUCCGUGCAUUAGACCUGAAGACUCUCUACCUCACAGAAAACCAGGAAGUUUCCACUGGAGUUAAGUGGGAAAACUAUUUUGCGAGCACAGUGAACAGAGAGAUGAUGUGCUCUCCAGAAUUAAAAAACCUGAUCCGCGCAGGCAUUCCCCACGAGCACCGUUCCAAGGUGUGGAAGUGGUGUGUGGACCUUCACACAAGGAAGUUCAAGGACAGCGCUGAGCCUGGCUACUUCCAGACCCUGCUUCAGAAGGCACUGGAGAAGCAGAACCCGGCCUCCAAGCAAAUUGAGCUUGACCUGCUGCGGACUCUGCCCAACAACAAACAUUACUCCUGCCCCACUUCGGAAGGCAUACAGAAGUUACGCAACGUCCUGCUUGCCUUCUCCUGGCGGAAUCCAGAUAUCGGCUACUGCCAAGGUCUGAACAGAUUGGUGGCAGUGGCCCUCCUGUACCUGGAACAAGAAGACGCUUUCUGGUGUCUAGUUACCAUAGUGGAAGUUUUCAUGCCUCGAGACUAUUAUACAAAGACUCUUUUAGGAUCCCAGGUGGACCAGCGGGUGUUCAGAGACCUCAUGAGUGAGAAGCUGCCGCGAUUGCAUGCCCACUUUGAACAGUACAAAGUUGACUACACCCUUAUCACGUUCAACUGGUUUCUGGUGGUGUUUGUGGAUAGCGUCGUUAGUGACAUCCUCUUUAAAAUAUGGGACUCUUUUCUUUAUGAAGGACCAAAGGUUAUUUUCCGUUUUGCCCUGGCACUUUUUAAAUAUAAGGAAGAGGAGAUCCUGAAAUUGCAAGAUUCGAUGUCCAUAUUCAAGUAUCUCCGUUACUUCACUCGCACUAUCCUAGAUGCUAGGAAGCUGAUCAGUAUCUCCUUUGGGGACCUGAACCCCUUCCCCCUGCGCCAGAUCCGGAACCGGCGCACCUACCACUUGGAGAAGGUCCGGCUGGAGCUGACAGAGCUGGAGGCCAUCCGUGAGGACUUCCUGCGUGAGCGGGACACCAGCCCUGACAAGGGCGAGCUGGUCAGCGAUGAGGAGGAGGACACCUGAGGGGACCACCGCCUCAGGACACUGCUCUUGCCUUCACAACCAAAGUGUGCCAAAAGGGUGAACUCAUU
Molecule: messenger RNA, 2951 nt
Organism: Cynocephalus volans (Philippine flying lemur)
Lineage: Eukaryota; Metazoa; Chordata; Mammalia; Dermoptera; Cynocephalidae
Gene: TBC1D2B
Product: TBC1 domain family member 2B
Exons: 13
Coding region: 1-2883 (960 amino acids)
Source: RefSeq, a predicted model, not a curated record